CAUUUUUCGUUUUUUUUUUCUUUCCAGGCUUUCUAGAGUAAGAUUACCUAAAAACUGGAAGGCUAAGACAAAUUCAUUUCAAACUCACUGAUGGUAUUUACUGAAAGAUCUGCAGCAUGUCUGCUGCCCCAUCAACGAAAAAAUCCCACAAGGGAUCCUCUCCUUCUGCUGUUACAGCUGAUACAAGGCCUGCAUCUGUGACUUCUAAGCAGGAUCACUCUCCUGACGUGACGUUACCACCUUUACGCCCAAAUCCAUCCUACUGGGAAGCAGGCUCUGUGCCGACACACCUGUUCUGUCGUGCGUCAGGCUUCAGAAAUGAUUCUUUGGACAAAUUUGCGCCAGUACUGGAACUCCCUCAGCUGGUUUCAUGUGUAGAUCAGAAGAAAAGCAUUGCAGAGGCAAAAUGGACUGAAGGACCUCAAAAUAUAACCAAAGCACUAAAGGCUACAAUUCUCAUCAAACCAUCUCAAAUGAGUUCUAAAGAGGAAAAGGAGACGACAGUGUUGCCAACACAUAAGGAAGCAAGGGUAAUGAAAGACCGAAGAGUGACUAAACCAAAUGAAUGCCAAAUGACCGGCAUAGACAUCAUUCACAUGUUUGCCCAGAAAAGAGAUCAAGGAGGAGAUGUGGAGAUUUACCACCUGAAAGAAACAGAUGGAGAUCAUUUCAGACCAUAUGACCUACAAGUGGUUGAUCCCGAAGAUGCUGGUUCCGAGCACUACAUCUUCUCACCUGAAACCGUCCUCCAUGUGACGAAGACUGGUUUCGGUGGACUGGUCAGCCAUGCAGAUUGGUACAGGGAGCAGGAGUUGUGGACAGCUUUGCAGAAGAUCGCUUUUUUCAGGAACUUCAGACUCUACAAAUGCUUUUAUUGCUGGCAUAAGAACACCUGCCAAAUGCGUUUCAAACGCAGAUGCAAGAAUCUGCAGGAAAAGCUUCUUGUAGAUGUCGCUCAGUUUAGAAAUGCUCUUCAUCUUUUAACAAGAGUAAUUGAGGAGCUGAAGGGGAAACGCAGAAUUCCUCUGGAGGAAUCCAAAACCUACAUGUUGCUUGACUUGAAAGAGCUUCUGAAAAACAAGAAUCAAGAGUUUUUGAUGACUAUGGAGAAGUUAUCCCAGUAUCAUGCUGUCAUUCUGAAUAUGGUGACAGAGGACAUCUGCAAAACACAGCAGGAGAUCCACACGCAGAUGUCAAAGAGGCCAAACAAACGCUAUGGACCCAUUCACCUGCUUUUUGCCAGACAGAAGGAGCUAAAGAAGGAGCUGGCUACAGCUGAAAGAAAUCAAACAAAAUUGGGAAAUUUUGCAACACUCAUCCAUAACAUGAUUGAACAGAGUCUUGUCACGAUCGUUCAAGAAGAUACCCAGUCUUUUAUGGACCUUUUGAAGGGCAUGGCAUUUCAACAGAGCUGCCUCUUCCUCACGGAGCUCGCCUUCAGUGCCAGUAGUCAGCUGAUCUUGGAUCCACCAAUCCACGCUUUUCAAGAAACACUCAGCAAUUUCUUCACGACUGCUGACAGAACAAUUAUUCAGAUGUGUGAAAAUUGUGGCUUUUUUACGGAGAUCAGCCGCAGUGAACGCAGCUCUGAUUACAGUUUAAGCUUAAACUGCAUGAAGAAAUCUGGGAUUCCAGGACCAAUGACCGGCUCAUCUGUCGGAGACACUUUAAGCUGUCAGCUGUUGCCGCCUGAAGAGAUUCUUCUAAUGGUGAAAAGCACAAUGGUCAGCGGCUGCUACUAUCCUCUCUCCAAAACACAGCUGGAGUGGCAAUUCAACAUUAAUGACAUUGCAAACCAAGCUGAGGCUCAGCAGAGGGAGCUUAUGCAGAAUGCUGAUUUAGAAAUCCGGGAGGUGUGUAAGAGCUACGCGUGGUUGGAGGACAUUUAUUUGUUUGUGACUGGGUGGAAUCCUUCCUCUCUGGAGUCCUUGAAGGGGCAGCCAGCUUUAGUGUAUGAAGAGUACAUGAACAAGUUGCAAAGCUGGGCUGACAGAAUGCACGAAAUUAAGUCAUCCAUCUCCUCAUCCAACCGACUGUUCCUCCUUGAUUGUACCCAUACAAAGAAUUCUCUUGGACAACAGCUGGUAUUAAUUGAAGAGAGAGUUACUGCACAGCUUACUGAGCAGAUAAGGCUGCAGUCAGAAAGCCUCGUGUCUGAUCUGGAGAGCAUCACUGCUGAACUCGGAACAGAACCACAAGGCAUACGAGACUUCUCCAAAUAUGCCUUUAGGGUGAGGGAAACAGUAAAAAUGUUGGCUGACAUGCAGAAACGUUUGGAGUAUGUCCUCUCCCUGCAUGGCACUGUCAGCACGAUCAGCCGGAAGAUGACCGAACAGAGUUUUGAACAAAAGAUGCUGGACGUGUGGGGUUCCUUUAUGACCUUGCUGAAGCAGGCAGACAGCCAUGUGUGCCGCCACCUUCCCUCAGUGGCUCAUGCUCUGGAGGAAAUGUUUUCAUGUUUCAUCUGUCACCUAAAAAAUCUGAUCUUUAAAGCAACAUCUGGACCUUUCCUUGACUCGAGCCAGAACGCAAUCGAAAUGGCCUCCAAGUUGAAGUACAUGUGUGUCCAUGUGCAGACUGUCAGUGCCCAGCUGGAGGAACUGAACCGGAGCAGUCAGAACCUACGAGAAAACACAAUGGAUUUGAACAUUUUGACCACAGACGUUCUAAAGGUCAUAGCUCGGAAGGAGCUGUGGCAACUCAGAGCGGCGUACACCACAUGGAUGGAAGAGUGGAGAAAGCUGCUGCUCAGUGAGGUUGUAGUUUCAGAAGCUAAAGAGAAAAUUUCCAAGUGGAUGCAGCAAAUUCAAUGUUUGACAAAUAUACCUGCUGAUGACCCAGUCAUGCAGGAGACUGUAGAGGUUCUGGAAAGUUUAACCCUUCAGGUGGGUGUCAUAAUGAAGUUACAUUCCACCAGCCUCAGGGAAAAACACUGGAAAGCUAUUUUGCAAGGGAUGGGCCUACAGUGUGUCCUUGAGAAGAAACUGACUGUGGCUGAAGUCAUGUCUUCUCAACUCAAAACUCAUCAGAAAUUAAUAUAUGAUACAUGCAAGGAUGCAGAAACAGAGUGGAGCAUGGAGCUGGCCCUCCAAAAGCUUUGCCUGGAAUGGAAUGACAGACGCUUCCAGGUGGAGGAAUUCUUUCUCCCUGCUUGGCAACACUCUGUGUCACAGAAUGGACCGACUGCCGACAAAGUCAAUGAUCAUUCUGAAAGUGACAGCACCUCUAAAGGUCCUAGAUUCAUUAUUACCGGUUUGGAAACACUCCCGGCUGAGAUAAAUAGGGGUUUAUCAACCUUGUCAGUCAUGAUAAAGUCCAGAUAUUGCAAUGAGUUCAGGCCACAGUUGAAUGAAUGGAUUUGGGCUUUCCAAGAACUUGGUGAACUAAUUGAUUUAUUUAAAAGACACCAGCAGCUGUGGGCCUUUCUGACCAAGAGUUUCGAUGAAACAUCCAUAAGGGAUCAAAGGGAACAUUUGUUAAAGCGUUUUCAACCAGUUGACAAGACGUAUCGAGAAAUAAUCAACACAGUAUUGACUGACCCUCUAAUGGUGAAAUUGGUUUCCUCCGAAACAACUGACAGCAAGAUUUGUCAGAGUCUAAUGGAUGGUUUGUCAACAAUGGAAGCCAUUUUUUGCCAAAUGGUGGAUAUUCUUCCAACCCUCUGCGACCAGUUUCCAAGACUCUGGUUUUUGAGUGACAGUGAAGUCAUAGAGCUGCUCUCCUAUCAGCAGACACCCUUUACGCUUCAGCCUUUUGUUUGCAAGUUGUUUCAAGGGGUGUGCUGGCUUGCAUUUGACAGCAAGUUAUCAUCUAAUACAAAUGAUGGGAAGAGUUGUGCAGCUUCAACUCAAGGCCAAAAAGAGAUGAACGUUUCAGGAGUUCUUGGUACCUUCCAGGAACAAGUUGUGUUUUGCCCCUCUCUGGAAGUAGAUCCUAACACCUUGGCUUGGCUGUUUUCCUUUGAAAAACAGUUAAAGCUGACAAUAAAAAGGCUCAUGAAGAAAUGUGCUGUGCAGCAAAACCAAAUUCAACCAUUUGUUCUAGAUUCACCGUGUGACAAAGCAGAGACAGAAAUCCAGGCUCAUUAUUCUCACCACAAAGAAAACGCUCUACCUGUUUUAGGUCUGCUGUCUGAAUUUCCUCUUCAGUGUCUCUUGGUAGCUGAGGAGGUGAAUUGGUGCAGGAUUGUUCUUCAGGCUUUCCAGAAGACAAGUCUAGGUGGUUUGAGAAACCUAAAAGCGCACAACCUUGCAAAACUGGAGAACCUUGGCGAAACUAUAAGGAGCACAUUUAAUGGAUCUGAAAUGACACCUCAGGUUUCCAAACACUCAAGCAUGUGUUUGCGUGCUUUAGUGCAUCUCACGAUGAAUCAUGCACAGCAGCUCUCUCGACUCAUGGAGGUACCACAUGACCCUGAAUUGUCUUUUGAGUGGAUAAGCUUGAUGAAGUACCAUUUCAACUCAGAGGAUCAGAAUGCGCUGGACAGUGAUGAUCUCACGUGCUAUGUAGACGUUUUGGAUCAUCGGUUUCAGUAUGGCUUUGAGUAUUUUGGACCAGAGGACUGGGUGAUGGUCCAUACUCCGUCCACAGACCAGGCAAUAUUGGGGAUUUUAAUGGCUCUGAAAAGCUACAGAUCUGGGUUUGUAAGUAGAAAUUCAAUGUCUGGACAAAACCACACCAUAGUCCAGUUGGGAAAAGCCCUGGGGCAACAGAUUGUCGUUAAACAGUGUUAUCCAAGCACAACACCUGGCUUUGUUCAACAGAUGCUGCUGGGUGCUCUUCACACAGGAGCCUGGCUUCUGUUGGACUCUGUGGACUUAUUACCAAAAGGUGUCAUGUCUCUGCUGGGAAAGCUUCUAGCCGACAUACACCAGUUCUUUUCCAGGUUACAAGAAAACAGGAAAUUGAGAUUAAAUGAGGAGCAAGAGCACAUCGAAACUGAAUCACACAUUGUACUUGCAAGAAAGUGCAUCUCUCCUUGUCCGAGAUAUGGAUGUAUUCUUAUCUCAGAAGAAAAUGCUUCCAUGGUUUCUGAGAAUCUGCUCCGUUCUGUCAGACCCAUUGCUUUAAAACAUCCAGAUUACAGGGUUAUUGCAGAAGUAAUGUUGACUUCCAUUGGUUUCCAAGAAGCCAAGUCUUUAAGUCAUCGUCUGGUCUCCCUGCUUCUAUUGGCCAAAGAUUCAAACUGUCUCCCUGAACAUUUCCUUGAUGAAAACAGCUGUUUUCUCGCUGUCGUGCAAAAAGUAGUUUCAGCGUCUGAAGUGCAUUUACGGCAUGGCAAAAGUCAACGGCAAACUCCAAACGAACCUUCUGUUCUGACUCCUGAAAAGUCUGAAUCUACCUCCUCCCGAAAUGGUGAGAAAGAUAAAAAAGAAACGGCAAAGACUACAAAGCUGCACUGUCGUCAGAUGUCGUUAAAACAGGCUUUGAUGGAGGAGACGGCCAUCGUUAAAGCAAUUCUUUGCAUCUUUAUAACAGAGCAGAAGAAGGCUUCACAGUUCAACACGAUUUUCAAAGAAGCUUUUCCAAUAGCAUACCAGUUCCCCCAUUUCCAACAAUACAUGCACGAAGAAGAAAGGAAUCAAAUUCAAAAUGCAAUAUCUGAAGAGCUGCAGCAACAGCACCUUCAUUGUGACGUGGAAACAAUCAGCAACGCUCUCACGCUUUAUCAGACACUAAAGUUUUCUGAAGCUGUCAUGCUUGUGGGUGCUUCUGGAAGUGGAAAGACAACCUGUUACAAAGCACUAUCUGGUGCAUUACAAAGACUUCAAGAAUCUGAAAAUAAAUGUAAAAAUGAAAACACCUCAGCGACUAAUUUUGUUUUUGAGACUCCAAAAUGGUCUUCUGUGGAGACUAGGGUCUUUUUUCCUAAUACCAUGACGUACGAAGAGCUUUUUGGCUGCAUCUCUGAAGCAAAGAGCUGGAAAGAUGGAGUGUUCGUAAAGGUCCUCCAAGAUUUGGAACAUGAUCCUACUUGUUCUGAUGUUCACUUCAAGAAAAGGGAUGGACCUUCAAAGGUGAAGUGGCUGGUAAUGGAUGGGGAGUCAGUUGGGCAGCCUGGCUGGUUAGAUUACAUAACCAGUCUGUGCAGUGUCCAGGAUCGACGUGUGUGUCUGCCAUCAGGAGAAACAUUUCUGGCUCCUUCCAACCUCAUUUUACUUAUGGAGAUGACUGACCUACAGGAUGUGAGUCCUGCUGCAGUGACGCGAUGCAGCCUCAUCUAUUUCAUGGGGACCAAUGUGUGGAAGGCUGUGUGGAAGAGUGAGAUGGAGGCCUUUGCUCUUGAAAACCAAUUGGAUCAAAAAACGCUGAAAAUGUGGAAUUGUCUUGCCAAAAAUCUUUUCUCAAAGACUGUGGCUUUGCUGGAACAAAAUGAUUUGAAAGCUGUCAAUCACUCUGAAAGAGGAUCUUCUAAGAGAAAUGGCCUCCAAGAAAUCACUUCAUUUUUUAGGAUUCUGCAAGCCCUUUACAAAGAUCUUAUGAAGCAGUUACAAAAGCCUAAAACAAGUCUAAAUGCAGACAGAAAAGAUGGAAUCACCGCAGCCGACACUGAUGGACUUGGUAAAAAAGAGCUGCUCACUAGAAACAUUUUCCUAGUGGCUUAUAUUUGGGGAUUUGCUGGACAUCUGCAUCCAAGCCACUGGCCACAGUUUGACUUGUCAGUUCGUCAGUUGCUGUCUACUUGUAGUUAUAAAAUUGUUGUUCCCGAUGAAAUCAGCGUAUUCGAUAACUUCUUUAACUUUGAAUGUGAGAUGUGCCAAAAGAAAACACAACCAACAACUUCCAUCAUUCCAAAGUAUGGCAAAUACAGGCACCUGCUGAACCUCAUGCUCAAGGCAAACCAACCGGUUCUGCUUGUUGGAGAUCCGGGUUCUGGAAAAUCCAAUCUCUGCAAAUCUGUGUUAGGUCUUGAUAAACCUUAUAUCAGCAUACCAGGAAGUCCACUGCUGAGCUCCAGAGAUCUGCGGCUGAUACUAAACAACAUCUGCAGCAGAAAACAAUGUAAAUAUGUUCAGGAAACCACUGCAAAAAAGCCAAGCCUUCUUCUUUUUGUGGAUGAUUUGCACGAAGCCCCUCGUGAUGUAUGUGGGAAAAUGUCAGCGGCUCUGGAGACCAUACGCCAAAGUCUUUCAAAGGGAGAGUUCCUGACUUCCGACACCUUCCUUCAAAAAUCACUGAGCCCCGGAGCUGUCAACUAUUUGGCGACAUGUUGUUUUUGUGCUCCGGCUGACCCCAGCAGCAGCGUUGUGUCCUUGCGACUGUCCCGGCUCUUGUCUAUCUUUGUGCUCCCUACCCUAUCAGAAGAUGCAAUUUUGUCGAUGCAUUCCCCGUGGCUGAAAGGGUGGCUCAAAGAAAUACCCCUAAAGUACAGUCCAGAGGACUUGUCUCAAUGCAUCAUUAUGGCCACAAAACAUCUGUUUGUUACUUUAUGUGACCAGUUCCAGUCCACUGCACAAAGGCCUCAGUUUAUGUUUUCUCAAAGUGAUCUUCAGAAGGUGUUCUUGGGGAUGUGUCUGUGGAAGUGGGACAUCUCAAAAACAACUCCACAAAAACAUGUACUAACAGGCUGUUCUCCAGGAUCAGUUCUUCAUGUAGUUCAUCUCUGGAUGCACGAGUGCAUGCGCACUUUUAGUGACAGACUCUGUUCAGACGAUGACAGAGACCUUUUUCUGUCACUUUUAGUUGGAACAGCAGCAACACAUUAUGGAAGUAUACUAGUUGAUGAUUACCAACCUGGUAAAUUAGAUAACUCACCCGCCCGUGCAUCAACCGUGGAUCCAGCACUCACCUGUCCAAAUGUCAAACUAGCUGAGCGGACAGGAUCUUCCUCUCCAUCUGAAAGCAUUUUUCCAACUGAUAUUAAAAGUCCCCCUGCUUUAACUGAGAUUAUUCAGCAUUUCAAAGUCACUGUGCCCCAGCUUACGUAUUGCCCUCGGCCUUUUGAUGCGGUGAAAUUUACAAAUCUGCAGUGCAGUUAUGAAGAGACGUGUUCUUACUAUGAGCAAGACGUUAAUGAUGUCCUGGAAGAGCUGAAUAUGCUCACGGACAGACGAGGUGCCAAUGUCUUCAAUGACACAAGCAGGUACAUUGUUCUCAGACAGGGAGUGAGUCAGCUGCUCCACAUUCUGAGGGCUUUGCUCAUACCGUGGGGUCACGGUGUGCUGAUGAGCUCUGUCAGAGGAACGGGCCGUAAAACCACGGUGCGUUUAGCAGCUUAUCUUACUGGCUGCCAGUUGAUGGAGGUACAUUCUGGGAAUGAAAAGGAACUGGACGAAAUCCUGAAAAAAGCCCGGGAUAAAAUAAGAACAGACAUGGUGAAAGUCAUUAUACUAGUCCAUGAGGAAGUGAGCUCAAGUGUCAGAGAAAAACUACUGAUGGCAAUGGCUCAGAGAACUUACCCGGUGCAUCACACAGAAGAUGAACUGAAGAGCCUUGUUUCCAGAGUGACACAGUCAAGAAGAGACUGCAUGGACAGCUGGAUCAGUGAUAGAUGCAUGGGCCAAAUCUACAGAAAUAUUCACACCUUUCUGUUGAUGCCGUUUGUCCAGCCGAACUGCUGUAAAAAACCUGCCAAUUAUGAAACUCAAAGAGCACAAUUAACCAAGGCUCUGAAGCUCAGCUGCUGUGUCGAGGUGUUCCAAAUGUUGUCCAAUCAUUCCCUGAUAGAGAUCGCCAUUCAGUGCCUAAAAGGUCAUCCUUUUAAAAUUGCAGUAGGAGACUCUGCGGAGAGCCUGUCUUUGGCCAUGGCUGGAAUCCAUCAGUCUGCUUGUCAGUAUGCUUCUGUCCUUCUUGGAGUUCAAGCUUUUAGCACUCAAACUUUUGUGGAGUUUAUUACCCGCUUUGACUGCCUUUACAACAAAUUACUGAAGCAAUGGAAGAGCAAAAACAACAGACUCUUCAGCUCUGUGGUUCAUCUGAAUGUUCUGAACAACAUCAUCGUACAGGCCAGAGAGAACGUAGUAAAAUUGCAGGAGGAAGUUGCUACAAAACAGCAGCAUCAAAAAGAGCUCCUCGGAGCGCUGGAAGAUCAGAAGAAUCUGCUUGAACUAGCUGUGCAGAAAUGUGAAACAGAAGAGAACCAACUAGAACGGCUAAAGGAGCAGCUUAACCAAGCUGUGCAGCAGGCAAAAUCUCUGUUCCUGUUACGUCUCAGAAUUCUUGAAAGUUUAGAUCCACAUGACCUGGAGGAGGUGCACCACUACAGAGAUCCACCUGAAGGGGUGGUGCGAGUCAUCAAUUCCAUUUGUCUUCUGUUUAACCUUCCGCCCGGCUGGGAAAGCGCUAAACAUCUUCUCGGACAACCCAACUUUAUGGAGGAGCUGGAGUUUUUUGACUGCUGCACUGUGACAACUGAACAGCUCCAGCAGCUUGAGGAGAUAAUUCAAAGCCCCCAUUUUGAGCCAGAGUCUGUUAGGGAGGUCAGCAAGGCCUGCGAGUCCCUGUGUCGAUGGGUUCUGCUUGUUUAUGAGUACUGCUGCAAACGUCACCAGCUGUUGCUUCAGCAACAGAUGGAGGUGCUUGUUAGAGAGGCUGAAAGUCAGGUGUGCUUGGCCAAGCAACAAAAGAAGGAGGACUACCAAUGUUUGGAGGACCUUCAGCUGAAGAUUCAAGCUGUCCAAUGUGAGCUGGACCGUCAUCUAGCUGAUCUGCACAAAGCUGAGAGUCAUGAAAAAGACAUUUCCAUCUAUGACGGAAAGUUUGAAAAGCAGUUCAGAGAAUGGAGUUCUGAUUGUGAGAAAGCAGAUUUACGUCAGAAAAACCUUCCUGGUGACGCCCUCAUUCUUGCUGCGGUCAUCUCAUAUUCAGGCCCAUUUGGACCCGAUAUUCGCACAGAGCUGCUUAACAAAUGGAGGGAUUUGUGUCUGACUGGAGACAUCAACAUAAACCCCAAAGAUGUCCGAGCCGCCUUAUUUACACGUGAAGAUGCUGAUCUCAUUUCUCCCCCUCCUGGUUUUCCCAUCUGUGUGACUGAGAGACUGCAGCUGCCCAUUGGUGAAGCUGUGGGGUUGAAUGAGUGGCAGCUUGAAAACACUCUGUCUGCCAGACUGCUGGUGAAGCUUUUGCUGUGGGGACACAAAGAAAGCUGUGGUCAGCGCUGCCCUCUAUUGGCAGAUACUCAUCAACAUUUGCAGAUGAUCUCUCAUGGUCGGCUCUCUUCAGACGAAAAUAUAACCCUGGAAAAGGAGGCGGGCCUUGAUUUAGUUGUUUGUGCAGAUGACCCAGAGCUGCUAGAAAAGCUAGACUGUGCAGCUGAAAAAGGAUUGAAGGUCCUGGUUACUCAUGCAGAAAGAGCAAAUCCCAGUCCUGAGUUUCUGAAAAAACUAAUGCGUCCUGCUGGAUGUUGGUUUCAAGGAUCACAGCAGCUUGCUCAGCCACAGCCCUCAAAGUUUCACAUAAUUCUCAGCACUCAUCUGCCCACAACGCUGCUGAGGAGUGGGAUCCAUGCAUCCAUCUUGGCUGAAGUACAUGUGGUCGACCUCUCUCUCAGUUCCAAGGAGAUCCAGGAGUUAAUGCUGACGCGGCUGCUGCCGCCAGAAGAUGGAGAGCUGCUGAUUCAACACUUGCGACUCAAGAAUUACAAUCAGCUGCUGCGUGGAAAAAUGGCUGCAGAAAAGGAUGCUGUGAUGGAUCACAUCCUGCAGUCGGGUCCACUGCUGCAGAAAGACUCAGACCUCCUUCCUCGCAUGGCGGCUUUUGAAGAAGAAAUGAGGAAAAUUCAGCUAGAGAUCGAGCGUGUCAGUGAAGAGCUGGAGGGUCACGAGUGUCUGCUGGCUGCUCCUCGUCGUUUGAUGGAACUGCCCGUUGGCCUUUAUCAGGCCCUGCAGGCCGUGUCCUGCCUUUCUCCCACCUAUUACUUUUCCCUGCAGGGCUUCAUCAAAGUGAUGCAGGAGGCCCUCUGUGAAAUAGACAAACCUUCCCUUUUGUGUAUAUCUGGAAAAGCAGCAAACAGUGCAAUACCUGAGAUUCUGAACACAAUGGUACUCCAGCUACUUGUACAUUACAGACCUUGCCUUUUCCAGAGCCACGCUGCUGUCUUUAAGCUGCUUGCACUUUUGGCUCUGCUGAAUCACAACAACUUUUGCUCUGAGGCAGAGAGAUUGGCCUUCAUCAGAGGUUUGGAAGACUUGGAACAGCCUGUAACUGAGAAUAGGCUAUCAGAUGUUUCUGCCAUCACACUGCCCAGCUGGAUACCCCCUCAUAUCUAUUCACAGCUUCUCCUCCUGGAACAGAUCCCCUCUUUUAGUGGGUUGAUUGCCUCUCUCUGCACCUCACCCAUGCAGUGGAAGGAGUACCUGAGUUUGCCCUCCUCUACUGUAGUAGGGACUGUUCCUUGUCGCUCCCACUCCCAUCUUUCCUUGCUUCAGCGGGUCCUACUCUGGAAAACCAUCGUCCCAAACUGCUUGGAGGGACUAGCAGGUACUUUAGAGGAAUGUCUGCUCUGCCUCCCUGAUAGGGCAGAACUGACUGAGCCACCCCACGCUGGAAACCCAGAAGUUCUUGCAAGAUAUUUGGUCAACCAUGAGGGACCAGUCAUUCUUUCACUUCCCAAUCCUAAAGGACAAACGACCAUUCAGCCUCUUUCUUUGAUAAGUCAGCUGUCCCGGGUGGUUGUAGGAAAAAAUAAGGUUCAGUUAACAGUUAUCUAUUGUGGGACAAUCCCUGAAGAAGACGCUGUUCUAUCGCUGCUGGACACGGCCGUAAAUGAAGGCCAUUGGAUUAUCUUCUACAGCUGUCAUCUUGUGGAUCGCUGGGAUGAUAAAUUGGUCGCGGCCUUGAGCCAGCUGAUGUCCUCUUCAGAAGAAAGAAAAUGUCUGACUCAUCCCUGCUUUAAGUUAUGGUUUGUAACUCAUGAGACAGCUUCAUGCUCUAUUCCAGCUGUGGUGCGAAUGCGGGCCUUGCUACUGGCAUGUGACUCUCCUUGGGAUCUGAAGGAAGAGCUGAGCUGUUCUAUGCAUCACUUAUUGUCAUUCUGUCAGACACAGUCCAGCUCAGAUGUCAGUGCAGAAAACAUGGAGCUGUUUAUCCGCUGUGCCAUCUUCCACUCUGUCUUGCUUCAAAGACAAAGCUGUAAAUACUUGGGUUUUGGAAGAACAUGUCCCUGGAAUCAGGAGGAUCUUCUUGCUUUAGUGGAUGCAACCAUUUCCAUUGCCUGUCUCUGCCAUGACAAGAUCAAAGUCUUGCAGCAUUUAGCAAUCAGUUUGGUGCAUGGUGGCCAUGUGGUGGAAUCUGCAGAUCUGGACGCCGUGGAGUGCGUUGCCAGAUCUUGCUUUGGUGCAGAGUCACUGUCAGGAAAUGGUCCACAUAUCCUUUGGGAUAUUAUCAGCACUCAUGGGCACUUUGAUUUGUCCGGAGUGCUGAAGAUCAUGGAUCAAUAUUUUGGAAGUUUCACAAACGGCGACCCAGACAUGCUGGGUUUCAGUGCUGAUGCGGCCUCAGAGAUAACAAAGAUGAAUAGCUGUAAUCUGAACACACUGCUGCAGGCCUCCCAGAAUCCUCCAGGGUUGCUUAGAAGUUGCAUCACCAGGAAUCGGCAUGCUAAAAUGCCUGACUACAGGCUUACAAGAGACCGACUGCAAGCUCUGAGGAAUUACCUGACACAAAAGAAAGAACUAAACAUGGACGGUGUUUCUUGCAGUCCUAUUAGGGAUUUUCUGCAGACGGAAUGGAACAGCCUCUUUGACUGGGUGUCAGCCCUCAUCUCACAGCUCCAGGGGCCUGUUCUACAAAAGAUGUCCUCUUAUUGUCUCCUCCAGCUGACAGAUUUGGCUUGCUUGGAAAAGAAGGCAGCGUUGCUCAGCUCUUAUCUCUGGCAGGAAAGUACCACAGAUCCACCUGGUGCUUACCGACUAUCUGCCUUUAAAAAUCCCCGCGGCUUCUUAGUAGCACUGAUGAGGGAGGCUGCUCCAGUAAAUCACAAAUGUAUCAGUGAAAUGGCCCUGCAUUUUAAGGUUUUUUCUCAUGGAGGGAUUCCGCCCACGCUUCCUCCAGACACUGUGUAUUUGUGUGGCCUUGAGAUCAGAGGAGCAUCAUGGGAUACGCAGCAAGAAGCGCUGCGGGACACUCUCUCCCAUCAGCCAUCUUUGAUGCCACUCAUUGGUGUGCAGGCUCGAGUCAGAAUCUCCGACCCAGCUCCAGAUCACCUGUCCUGUAGCGCUUCAUAUUUGUUGGAUCCAGGCAAUGUUAGAGCUGCAGGUCCGCCAGCACAGCUGCCUGUCUACCUCUGCCCUCUCCAUCCACAGCAGAAGAGGCAGAGUGGAAACAGGGGGCUGAAUGAUGCUGAGAUGAUCACAAAAGUUCCCCUUCACACCGAGUUCAAUCCUGUUUUGUGUAGUUUGAGAACAGUGAGGCUAGUAAGUACUCUGUGAGCUUCAGUGAUGGAUCUGAUCGCUUUUCAGAUGUAGUGAUGAAACCCAGAUUCAUGAAUUCAUGUCAAAUAAAUUUUGUAUUGAAAGCA
Molecule: messenger RNA, 13456 nt
Organism: Oryzias latipes (Japanese medaka)
Lineage: Eukaryota; Metazoa; Chordata; Actinopteri; Beloniformes; Adrianichthyidae
Gene: dnhd1
Product: dynein heavy chain domain 1
Biological process (GO): flagellated sperm motility
Cellular component (GO): sperm flagellum; inner dynein arm
Molecular function (GO): dynein intermediate chain binding; ATP hydrolysis activity; ATP binding
Source: RefSeq, a predicted model, not a curated record